Carya illinoinensis is the source of this 617-nucleotide messenger RNA. Its product is annotated as probable steroid-binding protein 3. NCBI's taxonomy places the organism in Eukaryota, Viridiplantae, Streptophyta, Magnoliopsida, Fagales, Juglandaceae. The record is from RefSeq and is a predicted model, not a curated record. Gene Ontology annotation, cellular component: endomembrane system; membrane. The transcript has a single exon. Bases 87 to 389 code for a protein of 100 amino acids.
CGACCACACGCCAUCUUUUCACUUCUUCACCUCUUUCCAUCUUAUCCAUCACGCCACGCAGUCUCCCUCUAAGCGAACGCAGAUCGAUGGAGCUGACAGCCCAGCAGCUGAGCGAGUACAACGGCACCGACCCAUCCAAGCCCAUUUAUGUGGCUGUGAAGGGCCGAAUCUUCGACGUCACAAACGGAAAGUCAUUCUACGGCCCCGGAGGUUCCUACGCCAUGUUCGCCGGCAAGGAUGCCAGCAGAGCUCUGGCCAAGAUGAGCAAGAACGACGAGGACGUGUCACCCUCCCUCGAUGGCCUCUCGGAGAAGGAGAUCGGGGUCCUCAACGACUGGGAGAAGAAGUUCGAAGCUAAGUACCCUGUGGUUGGUCGCGUCGCUUCUUAAUCUCUAAGCUGAAGCAUUUUACCGCUAUAUGUUUUAUACACAAGUGUUUAUGAAUGUAUUUGACGUUUCGUACUGGUGUUAUGGAGAAAAUAUGCUUCUAUGUAUAAUGUUGGAAUUUGGCGACUUUAUUGUUGCUUUGCUAGUUUUAAUCUUGCGGGUCAUGUGCGAGAGGGUUUGUCUUGUGUUUUAGCUUGGGAAAUAUAAUAAAUUUGGGCAUCUUGGCAUCCA